ACAACUAGAAAUGCAUGUGAUGGUGGGGUCAAUUAGCUAGGUUAGGUCGAUUGGUCUAGCCUGGACCUUGCGAAGCUAUGAGUCACGUCAUUUUCAACCCAUCUUACAUGGGGGCAUUUUGAACAGCAUCAUACAUACAUAGUUGGUUCUGUUUGUCCAGCGCCACGGAAGCCGGCGUACCUGGAAUCCCACAAUCACCUACCAUCUGAAAAUCUAGCAAGAUGUUCACCGGACUAGUCGAGGAGAUAGGAACCGUCGUAGAGCUGGACUCCCACGACGAGACGGGCGGGACCUCGCUGACCAUCGCGCUGCCGCCGUCCUCGAAACUCCUCGAAGACGCCGCCCUCGGCGACAGCAUCGCCAUCAACGGCGUCUGUCUGACGGCCACGUGGCUCUCGCCGUCCGCGCCGCGCUUCAAGGUGGGCAUCGCGCCCGAGACGCUGCGGCUCACGAACCUGGGGCAGCUCGCGCGGGACUCGCGCGUGAACCUCGAGCGCGCGGUGCGCGCCGACACGCGCAUGGGCGGCCACUUCGUGCAGGGCCACGUCGACGCGACGGCGGACAUCAUCCGGGUCGCGGCCGACGGCAACGCCGUGACGCUCCGGUUCCGGCCGCGCGAGGCGCACCGCGAGAGCGUCAUGCGGUACGUCGUGCACAAGGGCUUCAUCGCGCUCGACGGGACGAGCCUGACGAUUACCAAAGUGGACGAUGUCGAGGGCUGGUGGGAGGUCAUGUUGAUCGCGUACACGCAGGAGAAGGUCGUCCUCGCCGAGAAGAAGGAGGGCGAUAGCGUCAACGUGGAAGUCGAUGUCCUUGCGAAGUAUGCCGAGAAGAGCAUGGCGGGAUACCUCGGCGCGAGCGGUGGGCAGGCGCUUCUUAAGCCUGUUGUCGAGAAGAUGGUGCAGGAUAUGAUUGCGCAGGCUAUGGGCGCACAUCAGACGAAGUAAUCUUGAGUAGGGACAU
This is a messenger RNA of Xylaria bambusicola, 963 nucleotides long. RefSeq names its product riboflavin synthase-like protein. NCBI's taxonomy places the organism in Eukaryota, Fungi, Ascomycota, Sordariomycetes, Xylariales, Xylariaceae. Gene Ontology annotation, molecular function: riboflavin synthase activity. The record is from RefSeq and is a predicted model, not a curated record. Gene Ontology annotation, biological process: riboflavin biosynthetic process. The transcript has 3 exons. Bases 222 to 947 code for a protein of 241 amino acids.